CCGGGCCUCCGGCAAAAGCUCUAUAGGAUAAAGAGCUCUAGUGCGCGUGCGCACGCGCCCAAGGCCCCGGUUGGGCCGGAGGCUUCGAUAAGAGAGGAGCUCUGUUCGCGAGCUCCUCUCUAAGUUCUUCUAACUUGAAAAAGAGGUUAAAGGGAAAAAACAGAAAUUAUAACUGGUUGAACAAACAGUGACUACAGAAUUCAGGCACCAAAGAAGCAUGGGAAGUUCACCAGAGAUGCUCAUGAUAAAAGGUGCAAACACUCCUUGCAGGGACAGAUGCACCAGCUGAGAGCCAAGUUUCUUGUCCUUUCUGCUGCAAAGGAAGACUAAGACAUGCCCUUCAUCUCGGUGGCGGCCAUGACCUGGCUGGUCCUCCUGAGGACUUUCUCCACAGCACUGGAUCCAACUCUGGAGGAGGCCUGGAAAGAAUGGAGGAAAACCCAUAUGAAAAUCUACUCUAAGGGCAAAGAAGAGGCCUUCCGUAGAACGAUCUGGGAAGAGAAUCUAGCGAUGGUCAAACAACAUAACCGUGAGGCUGUCCUGGGGAAACACACUUAUCGGAUGGGCAUGAACCAAUUCAGUGACUGGACUGACGAGGAGUUUGAUCAGAGGAUGAGCUGCUUCGAUCUUGAGCUGGCUGAAGCAACUGGUUGGAACAAGACCAUCUUCCAAGAUUCUGAUGCACUGGAGACUCCCAAGUGGGUGGACUGGCGCACCAACGGCCACGUCACCCAAGUAAAAGACCAGGGCAAGUGUGGGUCGUGUUGGGCAUUCAGUGCUACCGGAGCCCUGGAAGCAUUUCAUUUUAAGAAUACAGGCAAACUGGUCUCAUUGAGUGAGCAGAACCUCAUUGACUGCGCUAGGAAGCCGGGUGAAGGAUGCGAAGAAGGGUACUACACAACAGCCUUUAAGUACGUGCAGGAUAACAAGGGCAUCAACUCCGAGGAGACCUACCCAUAUGAGGGAGAGGAAGGACUCUGUCGUUACCAACCUUCAAAGAAAGUGGCCACAUGCACUGACUUCAGAAGCUACGGAGACUGGGAUGAGACACACCUGGAAAAACUUGUGGCCACGGUUGGCCCCAUUUCCGUUUCUGUGAACGCUAAUUGCUUGAGGCACUACGAAUCUGGAAUUCUGUACUCGGAGAGCUGCAGCAAAACCACAAACCAUGCCAUGCUGGUGGUUGGCUAUGUCAGCACCAAGAAAAAUGCGGAAACAUUUGGCUACUGGAUCUUGAAGAACAGCUGGGGUACUCACUGGGGCAGAAACGGUUAUGGAAGGAUUGCAAAAGGAGCUGGCAAUCAAGGUGGUAUAGGAAGCUAUUACGGCUUCCCUGUAUGAUGAUCAGCCAUAGGCCGGCUAUGACCCAUUCUUCCGGAACCUUCCCAGCUUCAGCGCCACAAAACUUCUACUGUUGAAUUGCUUUUGCUUAUUUCAUCGUUUUCCAUGCAGUGGAAAUGACAUCCUGCAGAUUUGAAAUUCCAAAUGUUUCUACCAGUUCGAUAAAACAUCCGGAGACAUUUGCAUCAGGCUAAAUUUGGACAUGUCUGUCUACAUUGGGAUGAACUUUUCAUACAUUUGGCAUUCCCAUGGAGUUUCAAUAAUAUCAGAACUAGGGAGUCAAAAUUUUAGGUUCAGUUCUAGUUUAGACAGUAACUCAACAAAGUGGUCUGGUAACCAAUUCACACAUUUUGAACUGUAGAUUUACUUCAUGCUUUUCUGCUUGCAGUGUAGCUCUGUCAGAUGAACAGAAGGGCAACUGCUUACCAUGAGGGGAAAAGAUAGAAGAAUAUUUUUAAAUUUUAUAAACAAAAUACAUAACGCUGGAUUUAAAAAUCCUGGAAAAUAAAACAUGAAUCCUGCAAUUGAAAGCUGAAUGUUUGAAUACUAACUCAAUUACAGUGCCAAAAUACCAGAGAGCUCUGAUGCUGGCAUGUUGUAAUGCCAUACAAACAGCAAUUUUGGAAGGGAGAUAUCAAAAAAUUCCCUUUAAAGAACAUUUUUGUCACUGUAAUUCAGGAGAUAUUGAAACCACAGCUCAUGUGCUCCUUUGUCAAUGUUUUCGAGAUUUACGGCACAAACUUAUAACUCUUUUUAUAAGUUGGUCAUAUGAGCUCUUUUUACCUUGAUUAUCUUCUAGCCGACCAGAAUGAUUUAAUAUCUUAUAAUGUGGCUAAGUUUUGGUUGCUAGCCAGCAAAACCCGCCAGGAGCUCAUUAUGAAUUCAAUUCAGUUGCUCUGUUUUGAGGAUUAACUUGCUAAUGUUAUAGUAAAACUUUAUGGUUUACUCUGUUGCACUUUUGUAUGUAUAUAUUACUAUUGUACUGGUUUGUGACUCCAAUAAAGAAUUUGAUUUGAAUACUAAA
Messenger RNA from Hemicordylus capensis (graceful crag lizard), 2365 nucleotides. Its product is annotated as procathepsin L-like. Gene Ontology annotation, molecular function: cysteine-type endopeptidase activity. The coding region runs from base 334 to 1341 and encodes 335 amino acids. Gene Ontology annotation, cellular component: lysosome. Gene Ontology annotation, biological process: immune response. The record is from RefSeq and is a predicted model, not a curated record. NCBI's taxonomy places the organism in Eukaryota, Metazoa, Chordata, Lepidosauria, Squamata, Cordylidae. The transcript has 10 exons.